CGCAUUUCCGCUUCCACGAGGAAGUAAAUGAUGCAUUAGAAGGUUUAGUUGGUUCUUACUGUUUAUAGCGUUGAAGCAAAAUAUCUGCGAAAAGUGAAUAGUUCAGGCAAGAGUCGACUGUGGAAAACAUUCAUUUAGAAGCAGCAGGAACCCGUGGAUGGAAGUGGAGAGGACACGGGUCAUGGGUCCAGAAAGAGUGUUGCCGAGCUCGGAGGAGGAUUUGGGGCAGGAGCGAGUGUCCGAGCCCGUUGCCGAUGAGUGGAGCGGUGAGGACGUUGAGGAGGAGGAUGGAGUCCCGGGAGAGGAGGAGGAAGAGGAGGAGGGAGACAGCGCCAGUUAUUAUUAUCAACCCCUGAACCAGGAACCUGAUGGAGGUCCUAACACACAGCUGGAUCAGAACGACGAGGCGACACACGCCGAACAACUGCAGGAGGUGCAGGAGAGAAUAGAGGCCAUGGGUUUGUUCCUGCCUCAGCCACCAGCACCAGACAGUGAUGAGGAGGAAGAUCCUGAAGGAGCAGCUGCACACAGUAGCGCCUCAAUUCCUAUGGACCCCGAUCACGUUGAGCUGGUGAAAAGGACCAUGGCAGCAGUCAACUUGCCGUCUCUGGGGAUCCCUGCUUGGGCUCAAGAGAUUUCAGAUGAUCAGUGGAAGGACAUGGUGCAGAAGACUCUCCAGUCUCGGCAGAGCUCAGCAGGUCUCUUACUGCAACGCAAAUGAAAUGACCUUUAUCACGUUCUCCUUGCAGCUCGUCUUUCAUCCCUCAUAAAGCAUCAAGAGAGCCUCAUGUGAUUGUGGUGACAAAGAUGAAUUGUUUAUAUAUUAUAUUUGAAAAAUACUCUAAAUAUUUUGCAGAGUUUGAAGUAUUUCAGAAUAGUUAAGUGUGGCUCCUAAACAUUCCCUCCAGCGAACAUGUUUUAACAUUUUGGAGUAUUUAACCUCUUUGUAAAAUCGUACAUUUUUAUCAUGUCAGAUUCUCAGUUUUCUUUAUUUUCAUACAUGUGGGUGUCUCACAUGUUGGGUGACAACAUUCAUAUGCUUAAAUUGACUUUAAAACUUCUACAGAUUCAUGAUGCAUGUGUCUUGCACAUUCAGAAAUCUAAUGUUGUCUUUUAUUUUUCACUUUAUUUUUGUUCUGUACAUACAUUGACAUCUGUACAAAAUAUGACUUUCAUAGUAUGUAAUGCUCUGCCUAAUUAAAGUACAACAUAUGUACAUAUGACCCGGAAA
This is a messenger RNA of Silurus meridionalis, 1231 nucleotides long. RefSeq names its product male-enhanced antigen 1 (gene mea1). Bases 158 to 721 code for a protein of 187 amino acids. Gene Ontology annotation, biological process: spermatogenesis. The transcript has 4 exons. Lineage: Eukaryota; Metazoa; Chordata; Actinopteri; Siluriformes; Siluridae. The record is from RefSeq and is a predicted model, not a curated record.